This is a messenger RNA of Phalacrocorax carbo (great cormorant), 4103 nucleotides long. The record is from RefSeq and is a predicted model, not a curated record. Lineage: Eukaryota; Metazoa; Chordata; Aves; Suliformes; Phalacrocoracidae.
GCAGAGCAGCAGAGAAACUUCAUUCUCACUUCUCAGUGGGGACCAGAGGAGUUACCGUGUGCAGGCACCGGGCACCCUCUGCCUCUGUGCGCGCGCUGAGCCGACGCAGUGUCUCCGGCACCAUGAGCGGUGUUUGCUGCCACCUUGGAUUCCUGCUCCUGGCCAAAGCGGUGCUGUGCGCUGCCGCCAUACGGUUUCAAGAUGUGCUGAGCUAUGGAAGCACUUCUGUCACAUCCUACAAGAAGCUACAAGGCUGGUCUAGUGAUCAAAAUAAAUGGAACGAAAAGCUUUAUCCUUUCUGGGAAGAAGGAGAUCCCCGAUGGAGGGACUGCUGGAAAGAUGGAAGGGUGACAGCAAAUUUGGAAACUGAUAGUCCGGCACUGGUAGGAUCCAACGUGAGCUUUAUUGUGACUCUACAGUUUCCCAAGUGCCAGAAAGAAGAUAAUGAUGGUGCCAUAAUAUACAAGAGAAACUGUACCCUGGAUCCUCCAGCUUCCCAGGAUCAGCAAGUCUAUGUCUACAACUGGACUGAAUGGAUCGACAACUGUGGCUGGGAAAACUGCACAGGCAACCACAGCCAUAACGUGUUCCCAGAUGGGAGACCUUUCCCUCAUUAUCCUGGCUGGAGGAGAAGGAACUUUGUCUACGUGUUUCACACGUUUGGUCAGUACUACGAAACAACGGGACGAUCUUCAACAAUGUUUUCAGUCAACACAGCAAAUAUCACUCUUGGUGAGCACCUGAUGGUGGUAUCCAUUUACAGGAGAGGGAGUUCAUCAUACGUUCCAGUUGCAAGAGCAAAUGCCAUUUAUGUUGUAACGGACAAAAUUCCGAUAUUGGUGAGUAUGUUCCAAAAACAUGACCGCAACAUCUCAGACUCCAUUUUUAUCAAAGACUCACCAAUCACAUUUGAUGUGAAGAUCCAUGAUCCCAGCUACUAUCUUAAUAAUUCUGCCAUCUCCUACAAGUGGUCCUUCGGAGAUGGAAGUGGCUUAUAUAUAGCCAGCAGUUCCACUACAUCUCACACCUAUACUCUGCAAGGAAACUUCACUCUGAAUUUAACUGUCCAAGCCAUUAUACCCGUACCUUGCAAGCCAGUAACACUCACUGCUCCACUGCCCACUUCAGCAGUAAUGACUGAAGCACCUUCUAAUUCUGACUCUUCUACUACUGUCGAGGCAAUCGAAGAUAAUCCUGAUGGAGGCUGCCAUAUUUACAGAUAUGGAUACUACAGAACCAGUAUCUCUGUCGUAGAGGGAAUCCUUGAGGUAAAUAUUAUUCAGAUGACAAGCAUCCAGAUGACAGAAAGUCAAGCUGAAAACUCACUAGUUGACUUUGUUGUUACCUGCCAAGGGAGUCUCCCCACAGAUGUCUGCACAGUAGUUUCUGACCCCACGUGCCAGGUGUCCAAGAGUGUGGUAUGCAACCCCAUCGUCAUCACUGAUGAAUGCUUACUCACCAUCCGGAGAGCUUUUGAGGAACCUGGAACAUACUGUAUAAACAUCACCUUGGGGGAUGACACAAGUCAAGCCCUUGCCAGUGCGCUGAUUUCCGUAAAUGGAGGAUCUUCAUCGGGAACAACAGAAGGUGUCUUUAUCUUCCUUGGUUUGUUGGCAGUGUUUGCCGCCAUUGGAGCUUUUGUCCUUUACAAGAGAUACAAGCAAUACAAGCCUAUUGAGAGAAGCGCAGGACAAGCAGAGAACCAGGAGGGACUAACUGCUUACUUCAGCCAUUUCAAAGCAAUUUUCUUCCCUAGUAGUACUGAGAGAAAUCCUCUGCUGAAAAGCAAACCAGGCAUUGUUUAAACCUUUAGUCUAACACUGACUAUUAGAUUAUGUACGGGAUUCAUAUCUGAACUGUACUUUGAUGGGGUUUUCUUGUUAUAAAAAAACAGGGGGUAAGGUGAAAGCAUGUAUAGGUGGGAUGAUAACUUUUGGGGGCUUGGUGCAAUUAGAAAUGUUAAAAUAGUCCUUCAUAGAAAACAAUGAAGUAGUUUUGAGCACUUGCUCUUCUUGCUUGUGAUCUACGAUACAUGCUUCUGAAAAACUAACACCCCCCCUUCCCUUAUCUGGGUUUUCUUACUUCUAGGUUAACUACCUGCAAAACUAAUCAGAUCCAUAAUCUGGAGGGGAAAAAAAAGUUAAUUAAAAAAAACCGAACAACUUGUAAAUACUUAGUCUUAUACAGACAGUCCAGUAUAGCUGCUUACUGUCUUAGCUGGAUUUGUGCCUUUGCUAGAAAGACAGACACGGAGGGCAGGCACAUGUUAUGCCUGUGCAAUGAAACAUGCCGUGGGCUAUUCCCAGGCAUUGGCACUGAACCACUGACACUGUUACACUGUUCAGGAGGUCCCAGCACAGCCUUGCCCCAGGCUGGCUAGCUCCCCACCAAGCAAACCCCAGAUUCUGGGAACUGCCAGAGGCGCUGUUCCCUGCUGGGAGUUUGGCAGCAGCCACCCUGUUUUUCAGGGUUCAAUAGCAUGGAUGCAGCUCAUUACAUGCCAGUUGGCCUCAUGGCCAGAAAACGGGGCUGGACACAUUUAGUUUCCUACUGGACAUGGCUACCAGCGCAUGAGUCUCACUAUAAACUAGACCACAGACACCCAAGCAACAAGAUUGAUGAGGCCCAUCUGCUUGGCUUUUCCUGUCGAAACUCUGAAUCCCAUGCAGAAUCCUCAGAUGCAAUUGCUGAUGCUGUCUUUGUCUCCUUUGUUUCCGCUGGUCUUGAGACAUUGGAUUGGCACCACCACUCCCCAGAGGGCAGAGAAGUGCUCUACGGACAAGGGUCAACAGAACGAGGGUUGUACCAGGAAGGGAUAGCGUUCGACUCCCUUUUUCCCUUCUCUUUCCAUUCCUCUCUCACUCUUGCAGUAAAGACAUUAAUUUCUGCCUGCUCCUCCAUCCCUCUGUCUUUGACCGCUUAAUCAAAUAAACAAAACCCCUGAUCUAAAUAUGCUCCAGUUUCUGCUUUUGCAUGAUGCAGCUUAGAAAGUGCAAACUUCUGCAAGAACUGACAAAAAUUGCUUUAAAUGGUACCUUUUCCGUAAGAGCCUUUCUGUUAAUAUUGAAGUUUAUAAUCAAAAUGAAAUUAACUUUCAACUGGGGGCUGGGCAAAUGACUUCAUGCAAUCCAUUUCCAACCACUGAAUUCUUUGAAGAUCUGUAUUUCAAUAUAUUUAGCUUAUUUACUGUGUCUUGGAACAUCUCUGAUACAUAUUGUUCUCAGUUCCCAAUGCGAUAUAUAGGCAUAAACAUAUUUUCCUGGUAUCUUAGCAGACCUGUCAAAUGCUCAUCAUUCACAAUCUGAAUGCAGUCUUCAAUACCAUUUCCCCACUGUGCAUGGACAUCUCCAAAUGACUUGAGGAUAUAAAAAAAAAUGCAGAUUGUGACAUACCUGUGAGAUUAAUUCUUUAGUUAUAAAAUUCGACAGCCUCUUUUCUUUUUUUGUUUCCAGGUUGUCCAACUGUUUUAACUCUCUUGUGGCCAUUUCAGUUAUACUAUUAAAAGCACCAUAUUUGCCAUUGUUCCGUCUUCCUUAUACGUAACAUCCUAUUCUCUAACCAUAACUGGGCAUCUAAAACUAUCCUCUGACUUAAACAGAAAAGACAUUUCCUGCAAAAAUUACCAUCUGAACAUUAUGUCCUCUGUUCUUAGUCAGACUGCUGACAGGAAGAGCUGUAACUUGUAUUUGUUGCUCUGGCUUGAGGCAGGACAGGAGUUUGUUUAGUCAAAAGCUGAAGAUGACCUGUAAUGCAGCAUGAAAAAAUAAGGCCUGUCACAGCUAUAAUGCUUAGGAUCAGUGGUGAUGCAGUUUACUGCUGACCUAGGUUAUAUGCUGAAAGCAUCUUGUUUCAGCAAAACACUGCAUGUUUUACUCAGCUCAGAGAUAUCUUAGGCCUUUGCAUAGAAACCAACUUUCGGGUGUAUUUGAAGAACUUUUUUUGUCCUUUAACUAAGUAUAGAGAAUAGCUUACACUAUCUUUCUUUAAGUAUCAUGUCAGAAUAUUAAAUUUUUAUAAUUUGAUUUUGCCUUUUCAGCUGUAACUUCCAUUUCAAACAUCUUUACUUUUAUACAGUGGAAUCUAACUGCAGCAUUGACAAAUAA